AUGCUGCAAGAUGCUAAGGGGCCUGCAGAAAAGGGGAAGCUGGAGAAGUCACUGGAGCACCUGCGGAAGCAGCUGGAGGAUGCACUGCUGUUCCAGAAGCAGGCAGAGGAGACCUGUACCCUGUGGCAGAUGAUGGUGCAGAGCCAGCGGCAGAACGUGCUGGGCGAGUUCGAGCGUCUGCGCCGCCUGCUGGCCGAGGAGGAGCAGCAGCUGCUGCAGAAGCUGGAGGAGGAGGAGCUGGAGGUGCUGCCCCGGCUGCGUGAGGGCGCAGCCCGGCUCGGCCAGCAGAGUGCCCAGCUGGCCGAGCUCAUUGCCGAGCUGGAGGGCCGCUGCCAGCUGCCCGCGCUGGGGUUGCUGCAGGACAUCAAGGAUGCCCUGCGCAGGGUCCAGGAUGUGAAGCUGCAGCCUCCAGAAGUGGUGCCCAUGGAGCUGAGGACUGUGUGCAGGGUCCCGGGGCUGGUGGAAACCCUGCGGAGGUUUCGAGGGGAUGUGACCCUGGACCCAGACACUGCCAACCCUGAGCUGGUCCUUUCAGAGGACAGGAGGAGCGUGCAGCGGGGUGACCUGCGGCAGUCCCUGCCUGACAGCCCGGAGCGCUUCGACCCCGGCCCCUGCGUGCUGGGCCAGGAGCGCUUCUCCUCGGGCCGCCACUACUGGGAGGUGGAGGUGGGGGACCGCAGCAGCUGGGCCCUGGGCGUGUGCAGGGAGAACGUGAACAGGAAGGAGAAGGGCGAGCUGUCGGCCGGCAACGGCUUCUGGAUCCUGGUGUUCCUGGGGAGCUACUACACCUCGCCCGAAAGGGCCUUCGCGCCCCUCCGGGACCCUCCAAGGCGCGUGGGGAUCUUUCUGGACUAUGAGGCCGGACAUCUGUCAUUCUACAGUGCGACUGACGGGUCGCUGUUGUUCAUCUUCCCCGAGACCCCCUUCUCUGGGACGCUCCGGCCCCUCUUCUCACCUCUGUCAAGCAGCCCGACCCCUAUGACCAUCUGCCGGCUGAAAGGCGGGCCUGGAGAUGCCCUGGUUCCCCAGUGACUUGGACCCUCUCGGGGGAAUCCCUUCCCUUCUCCCGGCCACUUGUCCUGGCUUUGGGUGUUUUGUUCACUUGGAGGACUUGGGUGGAGGAAGCGUGUCCUCUGGGCAACGGGAGGAACGUGUAGUGCCUUUGUGAGUGUACAUGGGAAAACCUGAGUUCUGGAAAUGGCAUGGGCAGAUGUGGGGUGGGCCUUGUCCUCCCUGUGGGACCCCUCCAGGCUACCAGAUGCCACUAAGCAUCAACAGCCCUGACCAAAGCCCUGAGCCUCGCAAGCCCCACCAGAAACACACAGCAUCCAGGGCCUGCCCGAGCACCCCACCUCUAGGGACAUGCCCCAUGUGGCUGCUGGGAGGGGGGCCAGUUCCAAACCCAUUUAUGUCCCAUGAAAGGGGAGGGCCACCUACUGGAGGGACAUCAGUCUUCAGGCAAAAGAUGAUCCGAGGAAGCCAAGUAGGAGGGGAACUGAGCAGAAGUCCCUAAAUAAAGGGCCUUCUGGAAAAUGCCCUGGGUGCAGAGAUUCACCUUUGGCAGUUCUGUGGGGUCUGGAGGUGAGAGUAGGACUUGGAAGUGACACUUGCAGUCUCAUGGUUGUGUUUGGAAGCCUUUCUGGGCAUAUUCCUGGCCGAGAGCUGCUGGCUUUUACCCUCGCAAACGCUUCUCUGGUCUCCAUACUGACCUCAGGUGGCAGUCCCUGACUUCAGGAACCUGUCUGUAGGGUCUUGGCUCCUGCCAAGGGCUUGGGACAUUUCAGAGGCUGUGGUCCUUCCACUCUGGAGGAGGAGGGUGGCUGCAGAGAGCCCUAAGCACACAGAGUCAAGGAGGGUGUUGGUGUGUUAAGGUUUGGUGUUUCUUCCCCCUUUAUAAGAAGGUACCACUUGACUUCUCUUUUCCCCCUCCAUUUUAUUUAUUGUGAGGACAGAGUUCCCACAUUAAAUAAAUUUUGAUCACUGUAA
Molecule: messenger RNA, 1986 nt
Organism: Galeopterus variegatus (Sunda flying lemur)
Lineage: Eukaryota; Metazoa; Chordata; Mammalia; Dermoptera; Cynocephalidae
Gene: TRIM11
Product: tripartite motif containing 11
Exons: 6
Coding region: 1-1032 (343 amino acids)
Molecular function (GO): protein binding
Source: RefSeq, a predicted model, not a curated record